Messenger RNA from Myxocyprinus asiaticus (Chinese sucker), 8403 nucleotides. It is a transcript of the gene ptpn13, whose product is annotated as protein tyrosine phosphatase non-receptor type 13. Gene Ontology annotation, molecular function: protein tyrosine phosphatase activity; phosphatidylinositol 3-kinase regulatory subunit binding. Bases 325 to 7863 code for a protein of 2512 amino acids. Gene Ontology annotation, biological process: peptidyl-tyrosine dephosphorylation. Gene Ontology annotation, cellular component: nucleus; cytoskeleton; cytoplasm. NCBI's taxonomy places the organism in Eukaryota, Metazoa, Chordata, Actinopteri, Cypriniformes, Catostomidae. The record is from RefSeq and is a predicted model, not a curated record. The transcript has 49 exons.
AGUAAAGAGUUGGAAGAGGAAAUCGGCUUCCCGAAGGAACCAAAGACGCGCUGCGUGUUUUCAGUUGCUUAAAAUAUAGAUUCCAUUUACGCACUACCUGAACAUUUUACGCGUAAAGGGAAAGGGACUGCUGACUUAGUUUUUAAGAGAUCAUGGACUUUACGGUCGAGAGAGAUCUUAUGAAUUAAAACCUGUUGCCAGUUCAACCCGGGCCGGUUUACCAUUUCAGGUUUGCUGCGGAUGUGAUGCUGGCGGACAGCUUGCGCACUGGCUGGUAGUUGGAGCGAAGCUUGUGAUCUGUAGGCCAUUUAUUUAAGUGGCACCAUGCAUGUAUCUCUGGCUGAGGCUCUGCAGGUGAGAGGAGGGCCGCUACAGGAGGAGGAAGUGUGGGCCGUGCUGAACCAGAGCGCUGAGAGCCUCCAUGAACUCCUCCGCAGAGAUCCGUCUGCGUUGGGUUUCAUCAUCUCUCCAUGGUCACUGUUGCUCAUGCCUUCCGGAAACAUCUCUUUCACGGAUGAGAAUGUUACACAGAAGGACCUGAGGGCUUUUACCUCCCCAGAGGUGCUGGAAGGCCUCAAUCUCUCCUCACUUUCUGAUAUAGAGAAGAUGCACAUGUAUUCACUUGGCAUGACACUAUUUUGGGGGGCGGACUACGAGAUUCCUCAGAGCCAGCCAAUGAAACUGGGCGAGCACUUGAACAGCGUUCUGCUCAAAAUGUGUGACGAUUCGACGCUCUCCCGACUGUCCAUACGCUCCGUUCUGGACAUUUGCAGCACUCACAUCCGUAACUCCAACUGUGAUCCUUCGUUUUCCUAUGUCAGAAGACUUGUGAGGCUUGUUCUUGGCAGCCUCUCUCAGCUGGAUGGCCUUCUGUCUCAAACUGAAAAAGAGUCCCUUCCUGAGCGAAGCAAGGAGAUUCGCGAACGUCUACGUGGGAAAGGCUUGCCUGCAGGGCGAAGUGCUGCCCAUCGUGUGUUGGAGCGGUAUCGAGCCCGGACCCAGGAGCAGGCUAACCUAAACCGUGGACUCAGCCGCUCUAUGGGCUCUCUCCCCAUCCAGGACAUCGUUAGAGUGGAUGAGAGUCUCUCUCAGUACCCCCCUUCAGAUUACCAUGCAGGGUCUGAGUCCCCUGCGGAAGUUUACCACCAACGUCAACAACAACUCCAGCAACAGCGUGGCAGACCCACGGAAGUGGACCGGUGUUCACUCCCCCAUCAAAAAAACAAGAGCUGGGUGUCCUCAGCAGACCUGGCCUGCCUCGACCCAGAAAUGCUCCGGUUUGGGGCCCUGGAUGAUGCCCGGAGAGGCAGCAGUGCUUUGAGUGCUCGCUCAGCUGGUAGACACAAGUCAUCCUCAAGGGCUCGAGACUCUUGUUACUCUGAGUUUGGGAGCCUCGACGUGCGGAAAGCCCAUCACCACUCUAGCCAGUCCGUGGGUUCGCAGUUCAACAGUGCUUAUGACCGGAUCAAGGAGAAGCAUAAGAAACUGCAAGCGCUCAAACAGGCCAUGGAUGAUCCCCUGCAUACUCACAAAAGAUAUCACAGCGACUACAGUUCCUCUAGCGAAAGCCCCUCUGUGACAUCAUCAGAUCCUGACUACAGACAAGCUAAGAAGCCUGAAGAUAUAAGGCGGUACAGCUCACAGGUUGGACUGUCGGAGCAUGAUGCUGUGUCACUCAAUAGUGCACAGAGACACAGGCUGUUUGAUGCUGGUCAGGAUGAGCUGUCAGACACAGAACUUCUGAUCCAGCGACAGGAAGGGAUGCACAGGCUUCAGGCCCGGCUGUCCCGGUCCUCCGUUUAUCCUGGAGAGGACCGCCGAACCUCCAUACUGGACCUGGUGGAACCCCUCCGUAGCAGUUCAUUGGAUGCAGGCAUCCAUCCACGCAAAGUGAAAAAUUUCUUGGGCCCUGAGUUUGUGAAGAUGAGCAGCGAGCCAUGUGUUGUUCUAAAUGUGCCAUCAUCAAUAAUGAAUAAACGUGGAAAGGUGGAGGAGAGUCUGAGGAAAGUGGGCGUGAUUUUACUGAACGGUCAGAAGUUGGAGCUCUGCUGUGACGUGAAGGCCGUUUGUAAGGAUGUGUUGGAUAUGGUCGUAGCUCAUGUCGGCCUGGUGGAACACCACCUCUUCGGCCUCGCCUACCUUAAAGAUGACGAGUUCUUCUUUGUUGAACCUGAUGCCAAACUUUCAAAGGUGGCGCCUGAUGGUUGGAAGGAUGAUCCUAAAAAAAAGAAAACAGAUGUCAAUUUUAAUUUGUUUUUGCGUAUCAAGUUCUUUCAAGAUGACGUCAAUCUGAUACAGCACGCAAUGACCAAACACCAGUACUACUUGCAGUUGCGCAAGGAUUUCCUAGAGGAGCGAGUGCGCUGUGACAUGGAAAAUGCUAUGAUCUUGGCGUCUCUGGCACUGCAGGCAGAGUUUGGAGAACAUCAGCCUGAGCUCCACGGAAAGACGUAUUUCCGGACAGAGCACUACCUCCCUGCCUCUGUGCUGGAUAAGAUUGAUCAGACCACCAUUAAAGAAGAGCUGCCCAAACUCCACAGCUCAUACUACAAUGCCACCGAGGAAGAAGCUGAGCUAGAGUUUCUUAAGGUAAGCCAGCGGCUGACGGAAUAUGGAGUUCACUUCCAUCGCGUGCUUCCAGAAAAGAGAUCCCAGACUGGCAUCAUGCUGGGCAUGUACUCGAAGGGUGUCCUCAUCUUUGAGGUCCUGAAUGGAAAUCGAACCCCUGUGUUACGGUUCCCCUGGAGGGAUACCAAGAAGAUCUCUUUUAAUAAAAAGAAGAUUUGCUUGCAGAAUACUUCGGAUGGGAUAAAACACCUGUUUCAGACCGACACUCAGAAGACCUGCCAGUAUCUGCUGCAGCUCUGCUCGGCUCAGUACAAAUUCCAUCUACACAUGAAGGCCAGACAGAACAACCAAGAACUGCAGGACUUGGAGAACUCUCCUUUAAGCAGUCUGCAGUACUCUGAUGGGAUGGGUGCAAUCAGUCUGUCCCCCAGCACUGACCCCGAACUCUACAAGAGGAUCUCCUACUCUGAGAUGUCCCUCAGCAAGGGCUUAUUGAGUCGGAUCUCUGUCCCACCUGAACCGUCCUAUCCAGGGUUCAACAGCAGCUGUAAUGCCAGAAUGAAGAGUCGUUCCCAUCAUAACCUUGGUCAGCUGCCUGAGUCACCAGAGAACAGGAUGAUGCCUUUCAGUAGCCAAUUACAGAGCGGCAUGGGCCGAUCCCAGGUGCUUGCAACAUCUCACCAGCGUGCUAGCUCUGACACUGACUCCAUUGCGGUCACUAGACAGCAGGAGAGCAGUGUGUUCAGCUCCACGGCCCAUGGCAGUCCCAGCUGGAGCCAUAAAAGCCUGAAGAAAGAGUCUGACUCGUCCUCCUGUGAGGACAGGGGACAGGCAUAUGUCAUAGGUGUUAGCAUGCACAGCUCCGGAGUGCCCUCUACACCUGCCUCCUCCAUAGGAAUCAGUGACUCUCUGAAAAAGAAGGUAUAUGCCUUACCCUCUCCAGAGCGAGAGAUACAGACUGUAAAUCUGAAGAAAGACGUCAAAUACGGGCUGGGCUUUCAGGUUGUUGGCGGAGAGAACUCAGGACGACAGGACCUUGGCACUCUCAUCAGCUCCAUCACUCCUGGUGGACCUGCUGAUAUCAACGGCUGUCUGAAACCAGGUGAUAGGCUGUUGAGUGUAGAUGAUUUCAGUCUGGAGGGCCUAUCACACGACACUGUGGUGGAGAUACUGCAGGGUGCUCCUGAUGAUGUCACGUUGGUGGUCUCUCAACCUAAAGAGAGGCUGUUUCCAGACUCUCCUUCAGGAAUCCAGCACUGCAAAUCAGGCUCAGCCACACAAGAACAGGAACUGGAUGUUGAUUCUUCAUCUGAAGAGCAUGAAGGCUCCCCCAGCCCCCCUCUCACCUCCAUCAAUACAUCUCCACCCCAGUCAGUACAACAGGAGAGCAUCAGUUUGCAGGAUUCUAGGACAAAAAGCGCUGGCCUCCUGCAAACUAAUCUCAAUGGAUUCCAUCUCAACAUUCCUACUGAGGGUACCACACCAGCCCAGUCGCUAUUCGCUGACAGUAAACCCUCCAUUGAGGCCGCCCCACCAGCUUUGCCCCCUAAAACCAGGAAAUCCAAAGUCCCAGAUGUUCCGAAAGAGCUGGAAUACUCAGACAGAGGGGAUUCCGACAUGGAUGAAGACACUUGCUCAAAUAGCCAAGAGAAACAAAAGACUAAAAAGGGGGUUUCUCCCAACAACGUCACGGAGACUUUAAGUGCUAGUAGCCCAGAAGUCAAUAGCCUCCAACCUGGAGAUCUAUUUGACGUUGAGCUGUCCAAAAUAGACAGUAGCCUGGGCAUUAGUGUCACGGUACUGUUCGGAAAGGGUGGCUCGAAUACAACUAUGAGGCAUGGAGGGAUAUACGUCAAAGGUGUCAUUCUUAAAGGAGCAGCCGAGCUGGAUGGCAGGAUAAAGAAAGGAGACCGUGUAGUAGCUGUAAAUGGGAAGAGCCUGGAAGGAGCCACUCACAAACAGGCAGUAGAGAUGUUAAGAGACACUGGGCAGGUAGUGCAUCUGUUGCUGGAGAAAGGUCAGCCUCCAACAGACAGCGUACACGCCCCUCUGACCCCUCAAGGCACUUCAAAUUCCCAGAGCGAACCCUCAGAUGCACAGAACACAGACAUAGAAGAGCCUACACCAGUCAACAAAGCAGAAUACAACUUCAUCACACCAGAUAACACAUUUGAGGUAGGUCUGCUGAAGAACACAUCCGGUCUCGGUUUCAGUUUCAGUCGUGAGGAGAAUGUUCCUGGAGAGCCGGUGGGCUCCAGUAUGGUCCGGGUCAAGAAGCUGUUUCCUGGGCAACCAGCAGCCGAGAGUGGCCAUAUCCAAGUGGGCGACGUCAUCCUGCGUGUCAAUCAGACAUCACUGAAAGGAUUGUCACAGCAUGAGGUGAUAUCAGCACUAAGAGGGACCGGGCAGGAGGUAACCCUUCUGUUAUGUAGACCUGAGCCGGGGGUCUUACCUGAGAUGGACCCUUCCAUUAAGAGUUCCGUGCCAUCUCCACAAAAGAAACUCAUCCCCAAGCCCCAACCUGAUCCCAAGACAAGCUCCCCACCUCUGGCAGAUCACCAGCGGUUGAUUGGCCCGGUGGAAGAAGCUCUGGAGAGGUCGCUAAUGAAGUCGCCUACUCGCAGGGACAGUUACAGUGACAGCACAGACAAUGACGAGCUGGAGGAGGCUUUUAGUCCCGCUAACCUGGAGCAAGUCAGCCAAGCCUGGGACCGCAGUGUCUACCAGACCCCCAUGUCUACCAGACUUGGUCAAUACGAUAGCCCCAAUCUGGACGACCCCGUACGAUCAGCGUAUUACUCACCCAGACAGUCCACAUCUAGACCAGAGGUCAACAAAAGUGAUCUGGACAGCUCUGCAAUGCGCAUGUCAUCUUCUCCUGCCCUGCCUGAAGGUGGUGUUCUGAGCCCCAGUCCAGACCCUCUUCCUCCACCGUUGCCAAUCCCUGUUAACCUCAGUGUCCCAGACCACACCCAUGAAGAGGAGUUUAUCCCUGAGGUGGAGCUGAAGGUCUCUCUAGUGAAGUCUGAUAAAGGAAGUUUAGGCUUCACUCUCACUAAAGGACCUGACAACAACUGCUACAUCCAUGAUAUCAUUCAGGACCCUGCUAAAGGAGAUGGCCGACUGCGGCCAGGGGAUCGCAUGAUAAUGGUGAAUAACACAGACGUGUCCGGCAUGAAUCACACAGAGGUGGUGAACCUGGUACGUGCCGCCCCCAAAGUCGUGGACCUUGUGGUGGGCCGCAUUCUAGAACAACCCAAACCAACAAUAGAGGCCCAUCUUCUGCCUGACAUCUCAUUUCAGUGCCACAACGAAUCUCUGGGUCUGGUUCUUGAUGGAGGAAGUGACAGUGGGGUGGGCGUGUUGUACGUAAAGGAUAUUAUCCCAGGUUCUGAAGCCUCUACAGAAGGCAGUUUGAGACACCUGGAUAUCAUACAUUACAUCAAUGGAGCUCCGACGCAGUAUCUGACUUUGAGUGAGAGCUGCAGACUCCUUCAGCUGUCAUUGAGGAAUCUAACGCUCAAAGCCACCAGGGAUGGAAAGCCUGUUUUUCCAGAUGAAGAGGGGAUCUCAUUAUUGAACAAUAACAUCAGCUCGAAAGUCCCCCAGAGUAUAAACGGUUAUCUCCAUAGCAACGAUACUAACGAAAUAGAGGCCCUAUCCGGUAUCUGUCCUGCUGAGGAGCAGAUUGUAAAGCUGCAAUUGGAGAAACCGCCAGCAGGGGGCCUGGGUUUUUCUGUGAUUGGUGGAGAGAGGGGCAUUUUCGUGAAGUCUAUAACCCCUGGAGGCACCGCAGACACAGCGGGCACGUUACAAGUUGGUGAUCGUUUACUAAAGGUCAACGAUGAUCUGAUGAUCGGCGUGUCUCACUCCAAAGCCGUCACAACCAUCCGUAAAACAAAAGGCGUGGUGCACAUGAUCGUUUCCCGGCCACCUGACCAAAUGUCCAACACGUUCCUGGGCUUUCUGCCUCUCAAAUCCAACGGAGUUAACGGCAACAACGUCUCAGAAGUGAGUGAAGACAGUGGUGUCAAGACAAAACUCCAGACACCAUCCGAACAAAGCAAGAGCAACAAUCCACCUCCCCUUCCUCCGAUAGACUAUGACACAGGCUCUCUAGAGAAACGGAAGGAAACGGAGGGAAGUGUCAACCUAUCAGAGGACACAGACUGUGAUGGCUCCUCUUUGCCGGAAGAUUCUCCAGAGACCUCUCGGAAGGCAGACUGGAAAGAAGAAAAUGUUGAUGAUCCACUGAACGACAGUGCCCUGCAGUCAUCAUCAGGUCCACUGGAUGAAGAUGAGAUCACAUGGGGAAGUGAUGAGCUGCCCAUAGAGAACAUCAAUUCUAAAUUUACUGAAGAUGGACCAAUUGUUACAGAGGAUGAGUUGACAUCUCUUACGCUGGUUAAAGUAGUUCCUGACGGCCAUUAUACAUCCACUGAACUCAACACUGUGGUCCGUAUGAUAAGGGGUCUACUGGAACAGAAAGUUCCUCUGCAAGAGUUUGAGAAUCUGCAAAAUUUGCAGCCCUUAGAUGACUGUCUGAUCGGCCAGACCAAAGAGAACAAGAAGAAAAACCGCUACAAAAACAUUGUUCCAUUCGACACAACUAGGGUCACGUUGGGAAAGGAUGGUGGCUACAUUAAUGCAAACUUCAUCAAGAUGCCGGUUAAGGAAGAGGAUUUCAUGUACAUCGCGUGCCAGGGGCCGCUACCCACCACGUUGGGUGAUUUCUGGCAGAUGGUUUGGGAGCAGAAGUCCAACGUGAUUGCCAUGAUGACACAGGAAGUGGAGGGAGGGAAGGUAAAAUGUCAGAGGUACUGGCCUGACACGCCCCGCUCGCCUGAGAUGGUGAAUGACCGUCUUCAGAUCACACUGGUCAAAGAUCAGCACCUGGACAACUUUGUCAUUCGGCUCAUAGAGGUCAAAGACAUCCAGACCAAUGAGAUCCAGCGAGUCACACAUCUGAAUUACACUGGCUGGCCUGAUCAUGGGACUCCGACUCAACCCGAACAGCUCCUGACCUUUAUUUCCUAUAUGAGACACAUCCACCAAUCAGGCCCCAUCAUCACCCACUGCAGUGCUGGGAUUGGCCGAUCAGGAACACUCAUUUGUAUAGAUGUGGUUCUUGGCCUCAUCAGCAAAGAUGCAGAUUUUGACAUAUCUGAUGUCGUACGCACCAUGAGACUCCAAAGGCACGGCAUGGUGCAAACAGAGGAACAAUAUAUUUUUUGCUACCAGGUCAUCUUAUACGUGCUCAGAUGUCUACAAGUAGAAGAGAAACUCUCAGGAUGAAAAUCUUGACCCCCUUUGCCUUUCUGCUUUCGAAACAGGGUCAAAUAACUGCGUGUUUCAAUCGACAAGAUUUUUGGAACCAGUUUUUUUUCCUCCCUAUCAGGGGCUUUAACCUUGUCAGAACAAACUUGUCUUCUGAUGUUUUGGACAUCAUGUGACGCAUACGAUUCUUGCAGAAUUUCGUGUAUUCCUAUUGCUUACAUUCUUGACCAUUGGCUGCUACUUCUUUGAAUCCAUUUAUUUUAUAAUUUAUAAUUUUUUGGUAAAAGUUUUUUAUAGAGUCCUUGAAGAUUAUGGAUCUUUUCUUGUGAUAUAAAAUUAUUCUCGUGUACUUUAAAAUAAACAAUGCUGGAAAUGUUGCCUUGACAGAAUACGAGACAGUAUUUGCUUUGUAAAUCUUUUAGAAAUCACUGAGUGCCAGUGGUAAUCGAAGAAAUUAAAAGUGUUAUAUUUAGUGUGAUAUUUAUCUUAUGAAAUCUGUUGAUAUGUUUCAAAGCUGUUACAUACUGGACAAUUUGCAAUUUGUAAAUAAAAGAAUAU